CACUGUGAAGGUCCUACUUCCCAACAUGCAACACCUCCCACAUUUGCAUUGAACUCUAUUCGCCAUUACUCGGCCCACUUGCCCAGCUACCCAAGGUUUUGUUGAAAGCACGUGAUUUCAAUUAUUUGCCAGGAAUAGCACGUGACAGCCUGACGAACAUAAUGUGACUUUAGUGUCGGUGUUUGGCGAAACCGCGCGGCAGUGACUUGACUUUGGGACGACUGAGAUACAACAUACGUGUAAACGCAAACCAGAGAGACUGAGAUUACACGGUCCAAGUAAAGUUGCAAAGGAAAGAUGGCGACGUUGAAAAAAACAUAUUCUCAUGUUGUCCGCGGCGACCAUGGUUUUACUUACAAACUGCACUACCCAAUAUGUGGUUUCAACCUAGAAAUCAACGUGAAUCCUGUAUCUGAGCUGGAGUUUGGAACUGUCAUCUGGGAUGGUGCUCUUGGAUUGUGCCAGUAUUUUGAUGAACACAAGACAAACUUUUCGCAGAAGAAAGUGAUUGAACUCGGAGCCGGUACCGGAAUGUUAGGUAUUCUGAUCGCCCUUCUCGGUGCUGAGGUCACCAUUACCGACAAACCAAAUCUUCUGAGGCAAAUACAACAAAACGUGUCCAUCAACAUCCCCUCUUCGGACAUACCUCGCGUCAAGGUACGCGCUCUAUCCUGGGGUCAUGACCAUAUCCAGUUCCCAUCCGACUACGAUGUUAUCAUGGGCACAGAUAUUGUCUACAUCCCAGAAAGUGUCCCUUUAAUUCUAAAGACACUUCAGCAUCUCAGCAACGAAAGGACGGUCAUUUAUUUGGCUUCUACAAUGUCGAUAUGUCCCAAAGUGAUCGCGUCUGGAUAUGGGGCCUUGUCUGAACAUUUUGAUUCUAACCUAGUCCACAAGUACAUAGACAAGGAUGUCCAUGUGUACAGGCUGUCCAGAAAAAAUAUCACGUGCGGAGAUCGCCAUGGUGGUGGCCAUGUCAUAAGAUCAACUCCCACUCAUACCUUGAAUGCAUAAAUUAAAUGUCUUUUCAAUAUCGUUCCCUUGCUUUACCACUGUAUGAGGAUAACACCGAUACUCUGUACAACAAUAUUUUCUGCUGAACGUUCAAAGAUUUUCUGAUUUUUACUUUGAAAGGGGAAUAAAUUAAUACGAACUUGACAGGCAGUUUUUUCACUCAUUGGGUGCUGACUGUAUAUAACGAGCUGGCAGAGGUGGUAGUUUGAGGCAGGCACUAUAACAACAUUUACAAGACAUUUGGACAGGUACAUGGGCAGGAAUGAUUUAGACGGAUAUGGGCUAAAUGCGGGCAAAUGGUUACUAGCUUGGAUACGGUAUCUUGAUCAGUACCGGCAAGAUGGGCCGAAGGUCUUAUUUCGAUGUUGUAUGACUAUCAUUAUUAUAUUUCCAGUAUCUGCAUUCCCUUUUAAAACGUGUUUCAUUUUCAUGGCACAAAAUGCGUGCUUACACUUACCCAUUCAGACAUCCACUGAAUGGACAAACUAAUCUGAUAUCAGAUACGUUCCCCUGUCUCACUGGGUAAAGAUUGUUGUAGAGUCGUAGAAUGUGGCAAUAGGCCGUUCGGCUCAACUUGCCCACACCGACCAACAUGUCUCAUUUACACUAAUCCCAGCUGCCUGUGUUUGCUACAUAUACCUCUACAUUUUCCCAUCUAUGUUUCUAUCUAAAUGUUUUAAACGUACCUGCUUCAACUACAUUUUCCGGCAGCACGUUCCAUACACCCAUCACCCUAUGUGUGGAAAACUUACCCCUUAGGUUCCUACUAAAUCUUCCCCCCUUAUGUCCUCUGGUUCUCGAUUCCCCAACUCUGGGCAAGAAACUGUGUGUCUACCCGAUCUAUUCCUCUGACGAUUUUGCACAUAAAAUGUAGCAGAACAAAUCAAAUAAAAAGUUGGCAUAGAUUGGAUUUUCUUUGCAACGUUUUACUGGGGAAUAUCUAAGAACAAACCACGUCAACACAUUCCUGGAACAACAAUCUUCAUUGUUUCAAUCUUAUUUGGGGAUUGGGUGCAGUUUGAAAACGUUGCAUAGUUACUGCUUGUGUCAGCAACGACGUCAGAGCAAACAUAGAUGUGCAAUGCUCAACGGCGGAACCGAGAUAUUAACGUUGGAACGCGGGGAGACUUUCUGCAACAUUAGUUCAGCCUUGAACUCGCAACGCAGUGUGAGUUUCAGGAGGCCCGAGUGUACCUACAUCAUAGAUAUUUGUCAAUUGUCACUGUGUUACACGCACUUUAUAUACAGUAGAUGCCAGAUCAAGUGUACAGCGUUAAAUCUGCCGGCAGACAGGAGGAAACUAAUUGUAGAUAGACACAACAUGCUGGAGUAAUUCAGCAGGACAGGCAGCAUCUCUGGAGAGAAAGAAUGGGUGACGUUUCGGGUCGAGACCCUUCUUCAUUAACUGUGAUCUGUGAUAUAGACACUAUAAGUAACUCGCCGGGUCAGGCAGCAUCUCGGGGACUACAUGGAUAUGUGAUGUUUCAGGUCGGGACCCUUCUUCAGUAUGAUUAAUCUAAGAGAUGCAGCCUGACCUGCUGAGUUACUCCGGAACGUUGUGUCUAUCUUUGGUAUGAACCAGUACCCGCAGUUCCUCUACUUCUUCUUAUGUAUGGCGUGCACAGCCUAAAAUUGCAGGACAACUUGUCCUAUUUGAUCUUAUUUGAUUGUGCACGCCGGGUUGAUUGCAUUCAUCGAAACAGGGCGGACGACGUGAAGGUUGCAAUCUCCCACCCCAGUUCCUCUUUAUUAUAUUCAACUUUGAAUUUUCAGCCGAUUUUAGCGACCGUUCAUUUAUUGGGAUUGUGCGGCGGGAUAGUUCUCAAGAG
Leucoraja erinaceus (little skate) is the source of this 2843-nucleotide messenger RNA. RefSeq names its product EEF1A lysine methyltransferase 3-like. The transcript has 4 exons. Bases 298 to 1014 code for a protein of 238 amino acids. Gene Ontology annotation, biological process: peptidyl-lysine methylation. The record is from RefSeq and is a predicted model, not a curated record. Gene Ontology annotation, molecular function: protein-lysine N-methyltransferase activity. NCBI's taxonomy places the organism in Eukaryota, Metazoa, Chordata, Chondrichthyes, Rajiformes, Rajidae. Gene Ontology annotation, cellular component: cytoplasm; cytosol.